CUAAAAUUACUGCAAUUUCCUAGAUGGUACCAUUUAUUAACAUUAUAUUAACAUUUAUUUUGAAAGGAUAUCUAAACAGACAUAGGGAAAGUGAAGGAGGCCAAUAUCAGGAUAAAACCACAUAAACUUACAUGCUUUUCAUCUGUUUCCUUAACCUACCACUUAAAAGCAUUACAUUCUGCCAGAACAGAUCUUAUGACCGAGCAUAAAUGUGUGUCAUCUGUGUCUAAUUGCUUUUCAGCAAUUCAGAGGUGAACAGUGAAGAUGUAAUUUAUAUGAAUAAAAAGUAAUAGAAAACAUUGCAGGGCCACACUGAAGGCUAUUGUUUAUUUAUAUAUAAAUCCAAACAAUGUAAAUCACAAGGUCUUGAAUUUGUUCACAGCAUAUCUGAACCAAACACAUCAGGAGACAUGCUGCAACGUCUCCCUGCACACACGUAAAAACAACAACAAAAAAACGUCUCAAGGCACUGAACCGGAACAACGUGACGACAACAACGCGAUAUGUCAUUGUAGUACGUGCUUUGGAAAGCGCGGGUCCCGUUUGCGAUUGUGCUGUGAUUGGCCAAUACCGCCCUACUCUGUCUGUGAUUUACUGGGUUAUGCAUGACUGACAGUUGCUGGCUUCAAUGGAAAAACGGAUGAGGACGUUAAAGAUCAAUCAUUUUAAACACUUUUCCCGCACAAUCGCGUCCCGUUUGGGUUGGUCCAUAUCAAUGGGUUGGUUAACAGGAUAUGUUUGAGAAGAAGAAGAAGGCAUCCAAUUUGCUGUUGGGAACAUCAGUCUUUAACAUGACUCAGAAGAAGUUCCCCGUAUCUGACACUAAGCCGGUGUCUGUCAACCCAACAACAUCGUGCGGCGGUUCCCGUUUGGUCGACUUCGAGUGAACAGCAGCUCUUGCCCGAUGUCAAGGCUUGAGGAAGGACGAAGCUAUAGAUAAGUGAUGCGAGUUGAUUUCAUGGAGUAAACUGAAAAGUCCUAGUCAUGGAUACAGAGAGCCCACUUCUGUCUUUCAUCAAAACAAGUCUUCCUAAAAUGAGAGACCCUGAGCCUUUGCUGGAGUGUCUGCAAGGUUUAGGAGUUGAGGACCUGGAAGACCUGACCUACCUGCAGGAGAGUGACCUCCUUUCUGUCCUGAGACCAAUUGAAGCCAGGAAACUUCUGUCACUGCUCCAAAAGACAAGCCAACAAGAUGUCUUGGACAGUCCUCCGAGCAACCAACAGUUCAGCAGAGCCAGUACCAGUACAAAUCCAGUAUCACAGUCUGACAAGAUGCACCUUUCUGGUGGUAACAGCUCAGAAACUACAUGUUCACCGCGGUCAACAAGUAGUUCAAGUAUGGAUACCACACCUCGUCGACUGUCUGAUAACAGCUGGCAUUUUAAAUUUCAAAUUCCUUGGCAGAAAAUUCCAUCUGACAUCAUCAGAAAGCUGGAAACCGGAAACCGGCCAACAAAAAGUGAGAGACUUGAAAUCAUACGGCUCAUUGUUAGUGAAAUCAUAACCGCGUGCCCAACACCUGGGAAGAAACAUAUCAGUGAGAUAGCAAGGAUGAUGACAAAGGCCUACCCUGUGGCAUUUACUGAUGUCAUUGAAGGUGAAAUUGUAGGCAGUGGGUAUGACUCUAUAACAAAACAGAUGGUCAGCAGAGUGGAUAACCUGAAGAGGGGAAACACUUCCCUUUCCUUAAAGAGACAAGUUAUUAGCAGCAGCGAAGGAGAGGAUAGCCCAACUCGGAAAAGAAGACUAGACACUUACGGGUGUAUAAACUGGCAACCAACACGACUGCCACCUGAUGAAACCCCUGAAUCUCAGAAACAUGCACAAGAAGAGUUAAAGAAAAUGUGGAGAGAAAGAUGCUGUGACAGCAAAGCCAUUGAGAAUAUGAUGAGAGACACUUUCUUCACUCAGAGAAAAGACAUUAUCAGUGGGACUGAGGCGUCUGACUUGACAAAGGAAUGGCCAUACCUGUUUGAGACCAGUGGCAUGAAGACUCAUUUUAAAGAGCUUAUAGGUGUGGACAUGGAAGACAAAAACAUAAGAAAUAAAUGUGCCAGAGUUAUUUCAUUUCUUAAAUCUGGUGACAAGACAGGGAAGAUGGAGACCAUCUUCAGGGAAAUGGAAACAUCAAGCAAAAAUGUUGCAGAUGUGAAUGUUGCAGCGUUUCUUCCACUGCUCCUCAAGUACUUCGAUGAAGAAGAAGAACAGAUGUUCUACAAAGUGGAUCAAACAACCCUGCCCUCUGAAGUGGACUGUGCUGGACUUCCAAGUACACCAUGUAUCGUUGUGUGUGGAAACUCGACUUUGGCAGCGGAGAAUUUCAUGCUGUCUGUGGACCAGAACAUUGUGAAUGGCCACAUCAGAAUCUUCAGUGAUGCUGUUAUGCUGAUGUUUGGUUCGUACUACUGUAUGAACAUAUCUUACCCAGCAGCCCAGGCAUCAACUUUGGAGUUCUUACAGAGGUGCCUCUUCAAGAUAAAUCCAGACAAGGGAUCAAAAGUGGACCGGAACGCUACCAAAAGAAAACUUGCAGUCAAUCCAAAGGUUCUCACACUGAUCACCAGAAUUGCAGACUACGAGUGGAGGGAAUAAGAAGUGCUUAUGGAUAGUUUGUUUGUACUUUGUCCAAGGUACGGACUGUUAUGGAUUAUUAUCCAGUGAGGUCAUGUAAACUAUUAUGUAGCUUUGUUAUCAAUAUUGUGGAUUAUUUGGCCAAGUUAUGGAUGCCUUAGAAUAGAGUAUGGAUUCAUUUCAAGUGAGGUUUGACCAAGUUUGUCAUCAAUGUUUUGUAUGUAUUGUUACUUGACCCAGGUUAUGGAAAUCUUUGAUGCCUUGGAUAGAUAUAUUGCUGUAAAUUGGUAUCUCAACUUUUUUUUUUUUUUUUUUUUUUUUGUGUUUCAGAACCAGUCAUUUUCAUUUAAUUGUUUUUAUUUUUUGAAUAUUGAUUGUUAGAAUGGUUACAUUUAAAAAAAAAUGCAGAAUGGGAAAUUAUAGCUUUUCUUGUUCAGCUUAGUCUGAUUCAAGCAUAACAGUUAUUUAAGCCUCUUUUCCCACUGGCCAAAAACCGGUUAAACCAUUUACAAUAAUUCUGGUGUUAUCAGGCAAGUUUAGUUUGAAGUAUAAGUUGAAAGUCCUUGAAUUAUUCAGGAAAUCAAUGUAAAAGAAAACAAAAAACUAAAUUUACAAUAAACAGUAAAUUGUUGCAAUUG
This is a messenger RNA of Gadus chalcogrammus (walleye pollock), 3209 nucleotides long. RefSeq lists its product as uncharacterized. The transcript is spliced from 7 exons. The record is from RefSeq and is a predicted model, not a curated record. NCBI's taxonomy places the organism in Eukaryota, Metazoa, Chordata, Actinopteri, Gadiformes, Gadidae. Bases 985 to 2592 code for a protein of 535 amino acids.